Molecule: messenger RNA, 525 nt
Organism: Penicillium waksmanii
Lineage: Eukaryota; Fungi; Ascomycota; Eurotiomycetes; Eurotiales; Aspergillaceae
Exons: 1
Coding region: 1-525 (174 amino acids)
Source: RefSeq, a predicted model, not a curated record
AUGACUAUCCAUACUGUUCCAGGUGAGGACUGGUUCGACAUUCAGGACCACCUCGUCGUCAACCUUCAGAAGUACUCUCGCGACUUUUCUCACAAUCCACCGGAGGCCUUGAGAUUCGCGUCUUCCCUUCCAGGACUACUACGUCUCGUGAAGUCGGUUGGUUUUAGCGAGGCCGAGGAACGGGGUCACCGUAUUCCAGCCUGCUUUGAAGAGCGGGUUGAUCGCUUGUCCGACGUUGCUGGCCGCUUGCGGGCCAACCUUAAGAACGGCAGCAUUGAUGACAACGAGGUUGCUAUCAUUCUUUCCAUGCUGUAUAUUCAAGCUAACAAAUUGGCGAUCACUGUUGACGCGCGGGUUCAGGGUCAGAGCACCCAGUUUAUUGGAAGACAGAUGGCUAGGCUGUAUGGAUCCCCUACCCGGGUGAGUCAUCGUGAGUCUGAGACCUACAUUGCUUGGGACUGGCUGAGCAAUACUGCUCUUCGCUGCCGUUGCCGCACGUGCUUGGCAGAUGAAUCCGAGGCGUGA